Molecule: messenger RNA, 577 nt
Organism: Cydia pomonella (codling moth)
Lineage: Eukaryota; Metazoa; Arthropoda; Insecta; Lepidoptera; Tortricidae
Exons: 3
Coding region: 127-534 (135 amino acids)
Source: RefSeq, a predicted model, not a curated record
UUGGCUACAUGCCUUGAUAAUGCGCGUCGCGCUGUGAAACGACGACAGACACUCAUUCGUUAUAGAAGCCUUGGGUCUGCAAUUUAUAAACAUAAAGACGAGUUUUUUCAGCGCGCCGCCGCCGCCAUGUCGCCGCUCGCCCGCUCGCUGCUCGCGCUCGGCGCGCUGCUCGCCGCCGCCGACUCCCAAUACAAUUGUGACAAUGAAGAGGGUGGUUAUAUAACUAAAGAUUCAUACAACUUCACCACCCCGUUUUAUGUACCGUAUGGUGUGGAUGGCGAAGUGCAUAUUCCGGAUGUUUGUUUUGCUAUAUUCAGAAGAGCACUGAUGCAUAUUGGGGAGAAGGUGCAAGCGUGCAAUAUUGAGCGAGGACAUCCUCCGCCGCGGAUCAUCCCCGUCGUAUGGCCCAUCGGCCCAUUGGAACCUGUACGUAUCGAAUACUGCAAAGAUCCCAAUGGCUGUAUGGUUUACAUCACCGAGUACUGCGAUCUUCCAUAUCCACCACCGCCUGUGUAUAAUCAAUUUAGUGGGUAAUUGAAGUCCAGUUUAUGAAUAAAACAGUUAUGAUAAAGAUAAA